UUACGGUCUCUAUCAACCCUAAAUUAAAAUUUAACCUAUCAGAAAAAAGAAAACUAAUCUCAAGUUUAGUAAACUUUGUUCGGAUUGAUCAAAUUCCAAUCUAAUCUCAAUAUCAAUUCCUAGUCUAAUUUUAUCAACAAAUUUAACAACAAAUGCGAUUGGUCAAUUCCAAUGGAAUAAUCAGCCUAUUGAAUUAAUCAAAGAUGGUGAAAGACAUCCUCAUUCGUCGAGAAAUUCCGAAUGUGUAAUUCCGCUAGAACAUUUUUUUUAGGAGAGUAACCUGACAUCUAUCCACGACACAGCCACAAUUUUUCUGUGAUGAAUAAACAUAUAAGUGUGUGUGCGCGCGCGGAUAUGAUGCAAGUAUGAGAACGAUGUACACCAUAAAAUGACAACAUGCUUAAUAAAGAUGUUGGCUUGACAAAAGAAUCCGGAGGUAUUUCUACCUGUUUGCACGUGAAUACGCACUAUUACUUUUUGACAAUAAACUUUGAUAAAAUGAGUAUCGCGAUAAUUCAAAGGCUUGUAAUAGCGAGCUGCAGACAUAAAAUUGAUGUUGAUAUAUACCGGCGUAUCGUACCAUGCCUGAGCAUUUUCCGAGCGAGAACAGAGUUUCCUGUACAUGACGUGAGCCUAACACAUAAGAGAUAUCUUCACGAUUCUAUGAUUUGUUUGGAAAAGCUCCACUUGAAGGAAAACGUGAAUGGUAUCACAGACAACAUAUCUACAUUACAAAUAAAAAAGAGACCAUCUAGAAGAAACAGGAGCUUGAUAAAUGAUGGGUUUAAGAAUCCAAAGCCUAAUACGUGGUCUGUAAAAGCCUUAGUCACGGCUGAGGAAUAUGAUUUGGAAAAUUUAGCUUAUGGCCUGUUGGAUCAACAAUUAUAUAUUCCUAACAAAAUAUCUACGUCAACUACUCCUUUACCUGAUGUUAUACAUGCAGUGGCCAAGUACGACAUAGGACACGAGCCUCGAGAGAUUUUUUUUCGAGAAGGUAGCAUUGUUAUGUGGAAUAUUUCCGAUCUCGAAUGCGGCAACCUAUUGCAAUUUUUAAGACGUUACGAGCAAAAUCGUUACAAAGAAGAGAUGGUUCAUACCGAAAGCGAGUUAAUGAAUUAUACUUAUACGGAUCCCGGGAAAAAAAGCCACUUGAAGGAUGGUGAUAUUAUUCUGGCGCAACAAGCUGGGAUUCUGGACAAGUACACGUUUUCCAAUGCCAUGGCACAGUCAGUCAAGUUAGGCAUAUGGGAAGCAUCAUUAGAUCGUUAUGUAGAUUCAAUCGAAUUUGUCACAGAGGAUCUAAAAACUGGCAAGAAACUUCAGAUGACGCAGCAAGAAGUACUAAGGAAACAGGGCGAAUUGUUUGCUCUCAGACAUCGGAUUAAUUUAACGUCGGAUCUGUUAGACACGCCAGAUUUCUACUGGGAACGAGACGACUUGGAAAACUUGUAUCAACAAAUUUGCGGAUAUUUUAGUAUUGCAAAACGUACGAGAGUGAUGAACGAAAGAUUAAAUCAUUGCGUGGAAUUGGUGAGCAUUUUGUCGUUGCAUUUGAGCGAUCGUCAUCAUGUUCGUUUGGAAUGGAUGAUUAUCAUACUUAUUAUGGUAGAAGUGGCUUUUGAAGUUUUGCAUUACAUCGAUCGGUACCUUGUAAAAUAGCAAUCUAAUAACACUAAUAAUUCUGUUGGUAACACUAGGUAACACUGCUCGUAUUUUACACAAAAAUCAGAUAAUGUAUAGAUAUAUUAUAUAUAUUAUGUAUAUAUUUCUUAAAUUAGUUUAUUAUAUUAAUGACAUCAUCACAUUAGUGACAUUUCAAUCUAAAAAUAUAAUAUAAUCUUUUAAAUUUUA
Messenger RNA from Pogonomyrmex barbatus (red harvester ant), 1851 nucleotides. RefSeq names its product glutathione synthetase. NCBI's taxonomy places the organism in Eukaryota, Metazoa, Arthropoda, Insecta, Hymenoptera, Formicidae. Gene Ontology annotation, cellular component: cytosol. Gene Ontology annotation, molecular function: glutathione binding; ATP binding; glutathione synthase activity. The record is from RefSeq and is a predicted model, not a curated record. Gene Ontology annotation, biological process: glutathione biosynthetic process; positive regulation of mitochondrial translation.